CCGCACUCCCGCAUAACCAAGUGCGAUCACGGCACACACGGGUCUUUCUGGUUUCCGUCUGUUGUACCUAGUCAAUGCAGCUGCCCCAAAGCAGUAAACAAUUCAAUCCCUAUCCCCAUCCUUCAUCUUCCACUCACAUCAUCUCCAUCAUCCAUCGUUUCAUUGACCACUGAACUUGCUUCCAAUCCCACCUAUCCCCACAACCUCCACCAUGCCUACCGUUCUCCAGACAGCGGGCGACAUGGUCGACAAUAUAGGCAACAAGAUUCACUACACCACGAGAAGAGUGGGUGAUCAGAUCGAGACCACCACCAACCAGGUGCUGCCGCCCAAGCAGCGCGAGCACAUGCUCGAGAGGGCCCGAGAAUACGCUCGCCAGAACCCGAAAGCAGCCUUUCUAACUACCCAGACCGCAUUGACUGGUCUCCCACUCGUCCUCUUCCUCGCCUUCGCAGCAACCACCCUCCUCGUUUCCCUUUCAACCUGCCUCUUCCUUGGCAUCCUUGUCUCAAUCGCCAUUACCUUCUUCCUAGUCGGCUUCGCCCUCCUCUUUGUUGUCCCCACCGUCAUCAUCGCCAGCUGUUCGGCUACCAUCAUCUUCAUCUGGGGCUUCGUGGGCUACAUCAUCCUACGCAGGUUCAAUGAGGGUGAGGAGCCAGCUAAGCUUGGCACGCGCGUUGGUGACAAGUUGCACAAGUUGACAGGCGGUAGAUCGGGAUAUUUCCAAGGCGAUCAAACAUCUGAGGAGAGCAGUCGCGACCGAGACGUGGUGGGUGGUGGAAAAUCUACAAAGGGCCAUGAUGGUGGUGCUGGGCACGCAUAUGGUGGUGUAUCGUCGAGUGCGCGCGACGGCGGGCCUGUAAAUGGCGUAAAUGGCACGCAGGGUACUGUUGAGUGGGAGAGGAAAUGGGAUGGUGUCAAGUCUGAGCCUGUUGUCUUGGAUACGGAGAACGUCUUUGAGGCUCUGAAAGCGGAGACUCCAGUCGCCUAGAAGCGUGCCUGGAACAAAAGGUCCUGAAGUAUUACUAUUCCUAUAGCACCUCUCUCUGCUAUUGCACUCCUCUAUCAUGAAUGAUUUCAGCUUACUACGAAAUUGGAAUUGAACGUCAUGCGUGCAUGCUGCCGUAUUUUGGUGUUUCCUCACAGUAUGUUCUCCACAGUCUAAAUCACGUGCUUCUUUGCUCUCCUCUAAACACCUAUAUAAAGCUUCUCUUGUAGCUGCUUCUCUAUCCCUCUAUCGACCUCAGUACCUUUCUAUUCCCCAAAAUACCCCCUUCAACAAACCAUGUUCUGCGGCGGAGCUUUCCAAAAAUCUACACCAUGGUUUACAGGGACCUUUUGUUCAAAACCACUCGACGACAUAUAACCUGCACACCAUUU
Alternaria alternata is the source of this 1380-nucleotide messenger RNA. RefSeq lists its product as hypothetical. The record is from RefSeq and is a predicted model, not a curated record. NCBI's taxonomy places the organism in Eukaryota, Fungi, Ascomycota, Dothideomycetes, Pleosporales, Pleosporaceae. The transcript has 3 exons. The coding region runs from base 212 to 991 and encodes 259 amino acids.